AUGCCCUCGACGCCCCAAAAACGAUGGCUUUCCAUCGAUGAAAAAGCUGCCAGCAUCCGCCUGCCAGCUCCCUACCGCGCAAAGUUUGGAGAUCGAGCCUCGCGUGCCGCCACGCGAUUCUACGUGUGCCUCAACAUCUGGCCGUGGGAACUGGUCCCUCAGUACACGUCAGGAGACUGGGGCCUCGGCAUGCUGGAGAACCUUGCCAUCAUCGGAAGACACAUUGCCCAGGAUGUGAACUUUACCGUCGAGGACUUGCGUCGGCAACUUGUCAUGAGCAUCAUCGUCCGAAGCGGGGAGGGCGAAGUCAAACUACGGUACAAGGAUGUGCGGGCGGUUCGUGCCGAAUUUCUAGACAAGACCGGCGACAGAAUCUGUGGUGAAGAUGAUGGCGACGAUGAAUACGAUUAUGCGGAUGAAGACGAUGACGAAAAACUCGAAAUUGUCGUUCAAGACAAACGCAGAACACAACCAAGCAACCCAUCACGCUCAAGCCCCAUAACCCGCCUUUCCAUGACCCCAAAAGCUCCAAGCUGGGUCCGCGGCAUGGUAAAGCAGACUCCCCAAAGGUCCACAUCGGAGAGCAUCAGGGUUGCUUCAGCUGCUUCGCCGUCGCCUCCCACGCCAGCCCAAGAUCGACAGCAACCCAAGUCUUCCCCGAAAAUACCGCGGCCGUCACCCACGCUGGGGACUUCUCCUUCUGCAAAGCGACCCAGACUCUCGGCACUCCCUGAGCCCAGACUCUCCGUACUUCCCGAGCUCAUCAAAAACAGCCCAGCACCUUCGGGAAGAGAAUCACUUGCGCUGAGAUCGCCCAGGAUUGGCCACGGGAGUCUUCCAUCUAUGGCAUUGGUUUAUUCGCAGAUGCUCACCAAGGCAGCUGAGCCGCAGGAAUCACCUCCGCAACCCGGAAGCAUUCACGAGUCCCUUCUUCCUGCCAUCACCGACUUUGUCUCUCGGCUCGACUCUCUCAUAGACGACAUCUCCCGUGCUAUAGAGACGACAGAAGCAGAACUUGAGUCCAAACUCGCCGAAUGUGAAGAAAUCACCAACCUCGAACACGUCGCCCAAGCAAGCAUCGAUGACGCCAAGCAAGCUCGCCGUAACGCGCAGCUUCGCCACGCCACGCUCGUCGCCGAGGCAGACGAGUUCGAGACAACGGCCAUCUCACUUCGAGGGAUGAUGGGAAGCCAGAGUCAAUCGCCCUGUCUGCCACAGCUGCAAACCGCUAUCGACGCCUACAAUACCCAAAAGCUCGCAAAGCAAGAGGAAGCCGCCGACCAGGAGAUCAUUGUCCACGAAUGCGCCACCGACGUUGAUGAGGCCAAGAGGCUCAUCAAGGGAAACACGGACAUUGUCGCUAAGCUGAAAAAUGAAGUAUCGGAACUCACUCAAGACUCGGAGCAUAAGAGAGCCCGCUGGGGCGUGCUCAACAACGUCAAAAACAUGGUUCUUGGCUUGGAGAGGACCAUUCCGGACCUGGAGGAUAUGGCUUUGUCGUAG
Messenger RNA from Ilyonectria robusta, 1503 nucleotides. RefSeq lists its product as uncharacterized. The transcript has 2 exons. NCBI's taxonomy places the organism in Eukaryota, Fungi, Ascomycota, Sordariomycetes, Hypocreales, Nectriaceae. The record is from RefSeq and is a predicted model, not a curated record. Bases 1 to 1503 code for a protein of 500 amino acids.